Messenger RNA from Musca domestica (house fly), 6053 nucleotides. RefSeq names its product proteasome-associated protein ECM29 homolog. Lineage: Eukaryota; Metazoa; Arthropoda; Insecta; Diptera; Muscidae. The coding region runs from base 231 to 5903 and encodes 1890 amino acids. Gene Ontology annotation, cellular component: nucleus; cytoplasm. The record is from RefSeq and is a predicted model, not a curated record. The transcript is spliced from 20 exons. Gene Ontology annotation, molecular function: molecular adaptor activity. Gene Ontology annotation, biological process: proteasome assembly.
AGAUGCCGUAUUGCGCACUGUCCAAUUUGCACUGUCAUUUCUUUCUCGGAAGCAAAGCGUCCGAAAAUAAGUUUUUGUUAAAUUAUUAAUUAAUUAUUAAGUUUAACAAUAAAUAGACAGCAUUUCCCGUUAAAGUUCUUCCGAAUUAAAAUCUACAUAUUUACACAAAAAGAGAAUAACAAGUGUUGCUUGUACGUAAUUGGAAGGAAGUGCCACAAACAAACAAAACAAUGGCCAGCGAAGAAAUUGAACUUUUGGAGCGAGUCUUGCUGCGUCUGGGUUGUGCCGAUACAGAUGAGAAAUUGGAAGCAUGUGUGGGAAGGUUCCUGACACCGGUUAUACUGAAAAUAACUUCUCCACAUGAUACAGUUCGCAAUAAGGUUGUAGAGGUACUGACUCAUAUCAAGCGACGAUUGAGCUCCAGACCAUUGGUCCAAAUUCCCGUUGAGGCAUUAAUUGAUCAAUACAAGGCCUCAGCCAGUUCACCAUUCUUACAGAACUUCGCCAUCAUAUUCAUAACCAUGGGAUAUCCUCGUUUGAGCAUUGAAUCUCGUUCACAGUUGGCAGCAAAGCUGAUUGGCUGUGAGGGCAAAUUGGAAAAUUAUCAAGACAAAUUAUUCAUGUUAAUUUUGGCUGACAUGAAUGACAUUAAACUACCCGAUGAUCCGGCACAGCGUAAGGAAGUUUUAAAUUUGGAUGACAAACCUGAAAUAAAGAAAAACUUUCUAUCCCUGUUGCAAGAUGUAUUACUCUUGCCCUAUGGUGUUACCCAAGAGCAGGGUGUACCACCGGGCAUGAGUCCCUACUCUUUUAAACGGGUCACAGUCAAUAAUUGGAAGGCUGAGGAAUUGGAAAAUAUUAAAAAGGGCAUUGUACGUUUCAUAUGCUCCGGCAUGUUCAGUGAUUUGGAUAUUUUCCUUCUGUUGGUUUUGGCUUCGGCUGAUACACGUUUCAGUGUGGCCACACCAGCCAUUGCAGAGCUUAGUAAAGUAGUUACAGUUCUGGAUUUUACUGAUCCUCAUGUCACCAUGCCUUUGUAUUCUCUGUUUUCGGGAAAUGGCUCAAAUAUUGCUGAACGUAAGACAACGCCUUGCUGUGCCCGAGUAAGGCAAAAAUUGUUAUUAUAUCUCAUUAAAUGCCAUGGCAAGGGUAUAAGUGUACCCAAAGGUAUCCAGGUGGUGUUUGAAGGCCUAUUUGGUACAAAUACCAAUCAAAAGUGUAAGGUGUUAUCCUUGCAGUUUGCUGAAAAUCUCAUUAAAGAAGGACCUUUGGAAAUUAUCAACAAGGUAUCAAAGGUACUUUUGACUGGUUUUUCGAAACUGGUUGGCAAAGAUUCCACGGAGCCCAAUGAUGUGCAAAAUGCAGCCUAUUCUGCAUUGGCCCAGCUCUCACGAACAUGCCCCACGGCCGUCAAUCAGGAUUUGAAAAUUGUGCUAUCCUAUUUUAAUCAUUUAACAAACUCACCACCCGAUCUACACACCUCCAUCAGGGAAGCUUUGGUGGCAAUGGCUCCGGCUUUUGCCUGGAAGCCAGAAGAACACAAAACUGAAGAUGGUUCCACCGAUGAAGUGGUAAAACUGACCGGCCAACAACAUUUACUAUUGGCCAUGCUUUCCGACAAUGCAGAAUCUAAGCUAAAUAUUGUACAAAAUGUUACCAGUAUAUUUUUGACCACAUGUUAUCCGGAAUAUUAUGCACCAUCGAGAUAUCUAUUGCUGUUGAUAGCUGGAGAGCGUAACUCAUUGCGUGAGAAUGUAACAUCAUAUCUGUAUGGUGUUUCCAAAAAGGACCACAUAAACUAUCAAAUGUUAUCCUCCAUUGAAUAUCUGGAUGAUGAUAAAAAUAUUGAAGAUUUCAAUAAACUAAUAUCCGAACAAAGACACGUUGUCUUGCCCAGCUUUAAAUCGAUGAUGCAUCAUGUUAACGAAAUAGCCGAAAAGAGAUUAAAAAAGAACAUGGCAGUGGUUGUGGGAAGAACAAAGUUACCAUUUUCAUUAGAGGUUUAUGAGGAUAUUUUGGAUUAUUUACGCAUUUGCUUGUGGUAUUCGGCUGGUGCCCGCUGUGCCCCAGGAGAUACAAAAUAUCAGCACAAACUAAAACAAUAUAUCCAGUGUAACUAUGAGGAAUCGGAAAAUAAUGAACUACAUCAAUAUUUGUUAUUUAUACAAAAGGCAUUGGAGGCUAGAAGACAUGAAUCGAAUUUAUUGUGUCUCUACGAUUUGUUAAGUGUUACACCGGACUUGCUGUGUAAAUCUCAAAUGCAUUUAUUGGAGCCUCUAACAAAUUCCCUUAAGGAUGUAUCGGAAGAUAUGCGUUCAAAUGUGGCCCAAAUUGUGGGAAUUCUGUGGGCCUAUGGUUUUGAGGAAAAUGAAUUCAAUGCUCAGAUUGGCGAUUGUCUCAAGGAUUUGGCCCAGAGAUCAUUGGAACAUAAACAUGGCUGGUUGUUGGUAAUGGGACAUGCCUUUAGCCGCACAAUCCAGAAACAUAAGCAAUCUGAUGUGGCCAAAGACUAUCAGAAUUGGUCACAAUUCGUCGAUGCCAUUAAAGUUAUAGCUGAAUUUUUGGUAAAAGGACCCCAGGAUUUGCUGAUAUCUGCUGCUGCAAAAUGUUUCUCAAUGAUCAGCAAAUGGACAGCCAUACCAAAUGUUCAAUUGUCCAUAACCUUCCAGAAACCUGAUAAUGACAAUGAUGAUGAUGACGAAGAAAUGACGGAAUACACGGCCACUGGUUCCACAAAAUACUUUAUAUUCACGGUGGUCCAUCGACUUUUAAAGAGCUCUUCGGUACGACCCAAAAUCAGAGCAGAAGCUGCAAAAUGUUUGGGAAAUUUAGCCAUUGGCGAUGGCCAAUACUUUACGCAUCGAAAUUUGGAGAAAUUCCUUUCUUUGGUGAAAAUUCAAAAGGACGCUGCUUUAAAUAUUGCAAUUUCCGAUGCUAUUGCAACGACCCUGUGUGGCUAUGAUAUAAGUGAGGGUAAACCCAAGGAAGAUUUUAUCAAUCCCCAUUGCAGCGAUGAAGCAUUUGAGGUAUUUUUGAAUUCCUUAAUACGUUUGGUACCCGAACCCAAUCCCCAUUGCCGCCAGUCGUGUUCGGUAUGGCUUUUGGCCGUAAUCAAAAAUUGCAGUUAUAGACCAGCUGUGCUCAAUAAGAAGCAAAUGUUGCAAUAUGCUUUUACGGAGCUAUUGUCGGAUGAUAGUGAAUUUGUCCAAGAUGUGGCUUCUCGUGGCUUGGGUUUGGUGUACAAUCUCUCAGAUCCCACAAGUCAAAAUGAACUGGCCAACUCCUUGCUGGACCAAUUAAUGGGCGGCAAACGCAAGGUUAAUAAAGUAAAUGAAGACACAGAACUUUUUGCCGAGGGUAUGCUGGGUAAAACACCAACCGGUGGCAACAUUACCACCUACAAAGAACUAUGUUCCUUGGCCUCUGAUCUCAAUCAACCGGAAAUGAUUUAUCAAUUCAUGCAGUUGGCCAAUCACAAUGCUGCCUGGACCAGUAAGCUGGGUGCAGCAUUUGGCCUCAAAUCCCUUUCCAGUGAAACAAAGGCCAAAAUGCAACCGUAUUUAAGUAAAAUCAUACCACGACUCUACCGUUACAAAUACGAUCCAACACCGAAAAUUCAAAACUCCAUGAUUUCUAUUUGGGAUUCAAUUGUCAGUGAACCCAAAGAAGUGGUGGAACAAUAUUAUUGGGAAAUAUUGCGGGAGCUUUUGGAUAAUUUAACAUUUAAUGAAUGGCGUGUUCGCAUUGCUUGCUGUUUGGCUGUACGAGAUCUGCUGAGGAGGCCAAAUGGUCUGCGUCUACGCUCGGAGGAAAGGAUGCGCAAAGGUGCUCCAGCCUCACCAUCGAAAAGCAAUGCCAUGGAAGUGGAUGAGGUCCCCGAACCGGAGCUAAAGGAGUUAUGGAAUCAGCUAUUCCGUGUUAUGGAUGACAUUCACGAAGGCACUCGUUUGGCUGCCGAAGGCACUGCCCUGUUUCUUAGCAAGCUUUGUGUUACUGCUGCCUCUUCGGAUCAUGGUAAAUCCGGCUCGGCUGUUGCCUCUUCCAUACUGCCAUUCCUUUUGGAAACGGGUGUAACACAUGUUGUGGCCGAUAUACGCAAGAUCAGCAUUAAAACCAUUUCCGAAAUGAUUGAUUCAUCGGGAGCUUUAAUAGCACCCCAUUUGCCAUCCCUGAUACCAUGCCUUUUAAAGGCCACCGGUGAAUUAGAGUCCUCAAAAUUGUCGUAUCUCUCAACACGUCUGGGUGCAGAUCAUGAUGCCCAAGAGAAAGUCGAUUCCAUUAGAGCCGAAGCAGCCAAAUCGCAUCACACCACAGAGACAACGGCCAAGUGUGUACGUUUCAUAGACUAUGAGUCAUUGGAAAAAAUGACUCCAGCCAUUUUGGACCUGGUCAAAACCACCGUAAAUUUGGGCACCAAAAUUGCCUGUGCCCAUUUUAUAUGUCUGAUAAGCAUUCGACUGAGUAAGGAAAUGACACCAUUGGUGGGUAAAUAUUUGGGUGCCUGUUUUGUGGGUCUUAAGGAUCGCAAUGCCACUGUGAGGAAGUAUUACGCCAGUGCCAUUGGUCAUUUAAUUGGAAUUGCAAAGGAACAAUCUAUACGCAACUUGUUCCUUAAACUUGAUGAAUUGUAUAUGGACAAUUCCUCACAUCGUUCGGCGGUUGUACAAGUUCUACAAUCCAUUAAUAAGCGUCACAAUGAGCUGAUUAAAGACUAUUUGGACAGUGCACUGCCUUUGAUAUUCUUUGCCAUGCAUGAGGAACAAAACGAGGAUAACAAAUCAAAUAUUGAGUCGUGGCGUGACUUGUGGAAUGAAGUUAGUCCCGGCGAUGCUGGCAUACGCAUGAACCUCAAUGUUAUUGUACCGAAAUUGGAGAAAUCUCUCAACGAUGCCAGUUGGUCAAGAAAGGCGCAGGCAGCCAAUGCCAUACAAACAAUAGCAAAACGUUUACGUGACACUUUGGAAGAGAAGGAUCGUUUACAGUUAAUUAAUUUACUGAUCAAUGGCCUCCAAGGACGAACGUUCCAGGGAAAAGAACGUUUACUACAAGCAUUGGCUGCCCUUUGUAAGGGCCUGGAUCACAAACACGAGGUAUGUGAACGUAUUGUGGAGGCAGCCAUGAAGGAAUGUCGCAAAGAAGAACCCCAAUACCGGACAUUGGUUUUACCCUGUUUGGGUGAUAUUCUGGAGGAUUUGGAAGUUGAUCGUUUCGAGGAAGUCUAUAAUAUGCUUUGGAAGAUAUUGGACAAGAAGGCCUUGCGGAAAUUAUCUACCUCAGAUGAUGACGCCGAUGAUGACAAGGAAGAGGUUUUAACCACAGAUGAACGCAACAAACGGGCCACCAUUUUAAAUAAACUAAAGGAAGUGGUGUGUGAGACAUUGGGCAAGGCAUGGCCACGCAACUCUGUCAAUACCCAGGCCAAAUAUCAAAUCAUGUUUGCCGAACGCUGCUCAACAAUUUUGGUAGACAAUACCCGACCGGUACAGGUAAGUCUGCUAAUUGCCCUGGCGAAAUACACAGAGCGUCUGCACAUCUUGGGUAAGCAAGAAAAUAACCAAGACGAUGUAACAUCCGAUGCUGCUGGCAACAAAGAAAAGAAGGUUAAAGUUGACAAGGAAAUGGAAAGGGAUGUUAUUGUGCCCAAGAUAUGUGAAAGUGUUUUAUCGGCUGUCAGCUAUGCAGCAGGUAUACCCCACACUGGCCUAAGGAAAGAGGCUCUUUCAAUUGUUUUGAUUCUAAUCAAACGCCUUAGCGAGGUAAAGGACAUGAAAAACUUGACUGUAAUCAAACAAAACUUUGACGAAAACUUGCCGAAAUUCCAAAAAGAUUCGGCCCCCGAAGUUCGUUGUCGCAUCAAAGAUAUUGAAGAGAAGUUUCUCAAAUCUGGCUUCCAAGAUCAUUAAAAUGAAAUAAUGGCAUGAAGUGGCAUGAAAAACAAAAUGAGAUUCAUAAGUAACGAAACAUAAAGGUAUAAUAUGGGAAUUUCUAUUGUAAAUUAUUUUGUCUCAAAAAUAAAAUAUUAUUAUUAUUAUUUUCAAAAUAUAACAGAUCAA